This is a messenger RNA of Labrus bergylta (ballan wrasse), 3945 nucleotides long. Lineage: Eukaryota; Metazoa; Chordata; Actinopteri; Labriformes; Labridae. The record is from RefSeq and is a predicted model, not a curated record.
CAUAUCACAGAGGCAGUGCUGGCUGUCUACACUACACACUACACACUACACACACACACACACACACACACACACACACACACACACACACACACACACACACACACACACACACACACACAAACACAAACGUCAUGCCGUUACAGAACUCAAAUACACACACAGGCAUGAUCGCAUACUGAAACACUCACCACUUAAACAUACCUCCUGAGAGUGCACUCCCUUCGGCAGAUACACACUUCCCCUUGAACCAGAUGCCUCUGUUAAAGGGGGAGGACAUGCUGAUUUGAGGAUUUAACUUGGCUGUCUCCGUAAAACGGGAGUGAGAACAAGACAGAGAAGGAUUUAUUUGGGGACACCUUCCGCCACAGGAAAUGGUAAACUUGUCAGCAUGACACGUUGUCUGGAUUCCCCUCUCCACCUCAGGCAAAAAUCCUGAAAAUGAUGGAUGACAACAAGCAGUUGGCUCAACGCAUCGAUGGUGCCAUCCAGUCCGCCAGUCAGGAGGUGACAAACCUGCGGUCAGAGCUGAGCGCCACCAGCAGCAGACUGGCCGAGCUUGGGGCUACCGACUCCGGCAUGGUCGAGAUCCUGCAGCACAACCACAACGAUCCCUCCUCCCAGCCGAGGCAGAAGCUGCCAGCCACUGACCCCUGCUACAAAUCUGACAUCAGCAGUUUAAUGGACUUCAACUCUCCGGAUGCUUCCCUAGACAAAGUCCUGCUGCGUGAGGAGGUGGCCCAGCUCCAAGAGGAAGUGCACCUGCUGCGGCAGAUGAAGGACAUGUUGAAUAAGGACCUGGAGGAGACCCAGGGAGGCUGCUCGGCCGACGUGCUCUCAGCCACCGAACUCCGUGUGCAGCUGGCCCAAAAGGAGCAGGAGCUGGACCGAGCCAAGGAGGCUCUGCAAGCCAUGAAGUCAGACCGAAAGCGCCUGAAGGCGGAGAAAGCAGAUCUGGUGAACCAGAUGCAGCAGCUUUACGCCACACUGGAGAGCCGGGAGGAGCAGCUCCGAGACUUCAUACGCAACUAUGAGCAGCACAGAAAAGAGAGCGAGGAUGCGGUGAAGGCGCUGGCAAAAGAGAAGGACCUGCUGGAGAGAGAGAAGUGGGACCUGCGGCGGCAGACAAAGGAAGCAACGGAGCACACAGGGAUGCUGCGCUCCCAGCUCGACCUGAAGGAGAAUCGCAUCAAAGAGCUGGAGGCUGAACUGGCCAUGGCCAAACAGUCACUAUCCACCCUGACCAAGGAUGUGCCCAAGCGUCACUCUCUGGCCAUGCCCACAGAAACGGUUGUCAACGGAAACAACCAGGAGUGGGUGAUGCAUGCGGACCUCCCCCUGACCGCUGCCAUCAGACAGAGUCAGCAGACCCUGUAUGUUCACACAGGACAUCCUACUGACAGACAAGUGGCUGCCGUGCGUGUAAGCCCUUGUCACUCACGUCAGCCCUCCAUCAUCUCUGACGCCUCGGCUAUGGAGGGAGACCGCUCAUCUACACCUAGUGACAUCAACUCACCACGCCAUCGGACUCACUCCCUCUGCAAUUCCCUAGAAGAUCUGGAGGAGGCGAAGCGUAAGAAGAAGAAAGAGAAGAUGGGGCUGGGCUCUCUGUCGCGCGUCUUUGCCCGGGGAAAGCAGCGCAAAUCCCUCGACCCUGGUUUGUUUGAUGGUACUUCAACGCCUGAUUAUUACAUAGAGGAAGAUGCAGACUGUGAAGUGACCCAGAGAGUGAUCAAUCAGACCAAGGUUCGGCUGCUCAUGGCUGCGCUCUUCUGCACUUACGCUUCAAAAAUGGGAAAUUAUUCACAAUCAGACACACGGGUUGACAUUAUACUUAAAGUACUAAUUUGUUACACUAUGUUUUUUGUUUUUAUUGCUCACUACACUCACUCCCACCUUUGCCCUCACUCACUCCCUUCAACUACAAUACCCACAUCUCCUCCCCUGUCCACUCCCCCCUUCCCCUCACCCACUUACCCAGACUCAGACAGCAUCUCCAGCCCCACCAGACACAGCCUCAGCCUGUCAGACGGCUCAGAGGACCAGCUGGACCGCCUCCAGCAGGUGGAGCUAGCCAGGACCACACCCAUGUCCCUGUGGAGGGCAGGCACUGUGCAGGCCUGGCUAGAGGUUGUCAUGGCGAUGCCCAUGUACAUCCGCACAUGCUCUGAAAAUGUCAAGAGUGGAAAGGUCUUACUUGGGUUAACAGAUGAAGACCUGGAGAUGGGUCUAGGAGUCAGCAAUAUAAUGCAUCGCCGCAAACUCCGCUUGGCCAUUGAGGAUUACAGGGAUGCUGAGAACGGUAGAGGGCUGUCCAAGGCUGCAGAUAUGGACCACCACUGGGUGGCCAAGGCCUGGUUAAGUGACAUAGGUUUGCCUCAGUAUUCUCAAGCCUUUCACAACCACUUGGUAGACGGACGCAUGCUGAACUCUCUGACACGUCGUGACCUUGAACGCCACCUCAACAUCACCAAGAAGUUCCACCAAGUCAGCUUGCUUCUAGGUAUCGAACUGCUGCACUUACUCAAUUUUGACAAGGAGGCUCUGCAGGCUCGCCGUGUACAGUGUGAAUACCAGAACGUAGAUCCAUUGGUGUGGACCUCCCAUCGGGUUGUGAAAUGGGUCAAAGAUAUUGACCUUAAGGAGUUUGCUGAAAAUCUUUUGAACAGUGGAGUUCACGGCGCUGCCAUGGUGCUUGACCCUACUUUCAACACUGACACCAUGGCAACAUCACUGGGGAUCCCAAGCAACAAGCACAUGGUGAGGAGGCACCUCGUUGAGGAGAUGAAAAUACUGAUUGGCCCAGCCAGGACAGAUGCCAAGCAGGACUACGAGGGUCUAGGUCUUGGAACGCCACCAACCCUCCUUCGCCAAAACUCCCUGGUUAGACCGCUCAGCUCUACUGGACGAAACCCUGAUGAUGACGGCUCGCUCAGAAGGAGGGCUGUGAAGCCUCCAACAGGAUUUAGCCCCAAAGCACGCAAUGGGAGGGACCUGAGUUGCCAUAGCAGCUAUGGCUCUCUGCCUCGAGAUGUUGGAGACCAAACUCCCCCCAGAGCCGAGGGAAGCCCUAUCCGAGGUUUCACCAGCAUCGAGGUCACCAACGUGUGAUGACCUUACAGGAGGGGCGGACAAACACAAGUCAUCAGCAUCAGCGUCAUUAUAGACAAAUCUACAUCAUGGACAUUUGUCUUCCAUGUUACGGUUAUCUUUUGUAAUAAUGAGCCUUCACAGGACAGAUUGCACUUUUUAAAGGGACAGGAAUCUAUUUUACAAGUUUCCUGGUUUCAGAAAAGAAAAAUUACGAGACACUUUUUGGGCAAAUGUAUUUUGCUGUUUUCUUCCCCAAUGCCAGAAUCAGAAGAUGCAGGAUUCAAGCUAGAUGAUUAUUUUUGUAUUUUCUUUAAGUAAAUGUGUUCUUGUGAACAAGGAUGUUGUUUGGCAAUUUGUUUUUGACAAGUAGUCACUACUGACUGACAGUCUGUUUCUAUGACUAUUACAGUUUUAAAACUGUAAUACUGAGACUUGUUGACUCAGUGAAAAAAGUUUUAUAUCAGUGUAAAUUGUUAGUUUCAUUCAAUUCUGCUGUUUGUGAUGCCUUGUCAACGUAGCUGAGGACAGUGGACAAAAAAAGGACUUGAGUUGAAUUUUAAAUUCUAGGAUAUAUGUUUGUUAGUCAUUUUUCAUCUUGCACACUUACACAGUCGUGUCUAAAGAAAUGUAGCACCCUAUUCUGAUUUAUACUGUGCAGUAAACAUUGAAAAAUAUUUGAAUAAUGCCAAGAAAAGAUGACCACAGUGCUGUGUGUCCAUGGAUGGUGUGUGAAUGUAUAUUUGUGACAUUGAACUAUUACAUUUUAAUAAAAUAAAGAUGACAUCUCAUAUUUAGGAGUCAUGUGACCCUAAUCUUCAGCAGAGAAUUCAAUAAAAACAUAUUUUAAAAGAA